Messenger RNA from Acanthopagrus latus (yellowfin seabream), 5219 nucleotides. RefSeq names its product pleckstrin homology domain containing, family M (with RUN domain) member 1 (gene plekhm1). The record is from RefSeq and is a predicted model, not a curated record. The transcript is spliced from 12 exons. The coding region runs from base 258 to 3500 and encodes 1080 amino acids. Lineage: Eukaryota; Metazoa; Chordata; Actinopteri; Spariformes; Sparidae.
CAUCUGUCAUCGGUUGGACAGUGACAAGAGCGCAGCUCUCGAAGAAACAAAUCUUGGUCAACGCGUUUUUUCUUGCGUUUCUUGGAUGCGGUAACCGGCGCGAUGGAGAGCGACUGUACGGAUUGACUUAAUCUAACUUAAUCUGACCGAACUGUCGGUAAUUCACAGAAGAUACGCGGCUGUCUUUUGGAUUUUCAUGGCAAGUUAGCCAACCAGUUUCGUGUGCCAUGUGGGAGUAAACCUUCCAGGAAGGUGUCAUGCUAGCCACACAGAUGCCAGAUACGCCACCCGAGGCUAAAGAUGUUAAACAGAUCAAAGAGAGGCUGGCCCAGUCACUCAAGGCCCUGCAGAAGCGAUACGUAACGUCAGACGAUGUGGUCACCAGUGAAGAUGGGGACGCAAACCUCCUCUGCUGCGCCCUGGAGGCCAUCUUCAUCCACGGCAUCAAGAGCAAGUACGUCCGCACAGAGUCUGGGGGACGAAGUAGAAAAGGAGACAGAGGGCCGCUCCCCCAGCCUUUCUUCUGGAGCCUCCUCAAGAGUGUCACCCACCGUGAUGUGAUCACCGAGCUGGAGAAGAUCAGCUUCGUGGGCACGGACGUGGGUCGCUGCCGAGCGUGGCUGCGGCUCGCCCUCAACCACGGGCUGCUGGAGUGCUACCUCGCCUCGCUGUUCCGGGAGGACUCCGAGCUGAGGGCCCACUAUCAGCCUAGUGCCUUGCUCCUGAACACCGAGGAGCGGGAAGUCCUGCUCAGCUACCUCCAGGGUUUGGCUUCGCUCACUUUCAGCCUGUCUUACAAAUCAGCCGUCCUCAACGAGUGGACCACCACACCGCUGGCUCUUGCUGGACUCUGUCCUGUGCUCCAGGCGGAAGUACUCGACCUGCCCGUCAAUGGCGGAGACCUUCACAACUCCAAGCCCACAUACAAAGAAUCAUGGGAUACAGCGUCUCAGUCUUCGAGCUCGUCGGAUGCACUGGAUAUGCAGCGGUGUCCAGUGGUGAUGUUGGCGAGAGGGUCGAAUGUGUUACAAGGCGGUGGGAAUGCACUCAACUCGUCUAAUUUGAGCCUGGACACCACAGGCUCCUCGCAGCUCUCCUCCAGCUUGAGCUCCGACAGCCUCCUGCAGGGUCAGGACCCCCGCAGCCCCACAGGAGAGCAGUGGUCUUCAUAUGACCUGGAGGCACCCAUUAGCACCCAGAAGCCACAGAAAGAUUCUCAGAAUGAGUUUCGGGAGAGCGGCCACUGCAGCCAGGACUCCAUGCGGGAGGACUCGUUUGUCUCCAGCACGGGUCCGGAUCAGUUCUCAGAGACGGCCAUCUUCAGCAGCUCUGACAGCGAGACCCACGGUCCCCCUACACCAUCCCAAGACCAACCCCCAAACUCUGUCCUGCCUGAUUCAGAGCCACCACCACCAUCUGAGGAGACCACGUUAACGACACCACCACCAUCUGACCACGUUAACGACUCCUCUUCCGAAGUGUGCAUAAGUGCCCCUUCUGAGUUACACUUGGACACGGACAUGGUCCCGACAGUCAGUGAGCCUGAAGAGAAAGUACAAACGACUGGUACUGAGGAGAACACUCCGCCGGUCCAGGAAGAGAAAGAAGCCGAGACCACGGAGAAGAACACCAAGGAGCCUUCAGUACAUCAACCACCGCGUCGCUCUACCAGCAUCCUGAGCAGGAAGCUGUCCUCAGAUUCUCUAUCAAAUUCUCAUUCCUGGAUCUCUGAGGACGACAUCUACAAGCCCCAUCUGGAGGAGGUGUCGGACCACGAGGAGGCGCCUCCUCCUCCUGCUCCCACAGCUGAGAUCAAGGUGCCUCAGUCGGCUCCCAGUGUCAUCCAUCGAAGACAAAUAGGGCAGGCCAACCCGUUUCGUGGCUUGCUGAAACUCGGUCAUCUAGAGCGACGCAGUGCGAUGGGGUUGUGGCGGGACUACUACUGCGAGCUGUCCCCAUUCGAGUUCCGCCUGUAUCUCAACGCAGAGGAGCGGACUUGUUGUGACAACUGCUCCCUGUUGCGAUGUGAGGACGCUCGCAUCACCUCGUCUGAGGGCCGCUUUGAGUUAAGUUUCCCUGGGAAGCGACUGUUCCUCCGAGCAGGGAAUCGUGAUGAAGCUGAGGACUGGGUGGACCGGAUAGUGGAGGCGGUCAACAAAUGCCGACCAGCUUCCCAUGCUGAUGACCAUUGGGAGGUGCUGCAACCCUACAGUGAGAAUGGUGUGGAUGUGGCGUCCCCGACUUCCUCUCCCUCCAGCCCAGAGCGAUUGUCGUCCUCUGACACGGGGACAUCUGGAGGACAGGAGGCUCCUCCUCCUCCUACACAGGAGUUUAACUGGACUCGCACUGCUGACGUGGAAAAAGAUGCCAUCAAAGAAGCCGUGUUGUACUUCUCUGUAGACCCUGAGGCUCGGACAUGGGUACCGCUUGUCUUCUCUCUGUCAUUGGAGGCCUUGAAAGGCUUUCGGGUACAAGAGGGAAGGAAGCUGCUGCGGCAAACCCACUCUAUCGAGGAAAUUCGAGAUGUGGUGCCUGACGUGUCUCUGGGAGGACCGGCCUUCUUCAAGCUCCUGACUGUCAAGGACACGCUCCGACUCAGGGCAGAGAACGCGGACGAGGCUCGCACAUGGAGGGUUCUGAUUCGUAGGGCUCUGGACUCGUACCUGGAGAGCGGCGAGGAUGGGUUGUCAGCUGUGGCUCAGCUGGGUGUGACGGGAAAUCUCCAAAGACUGGUUCAGCACAGACUUAAAGAAGAUGGAGCGCUUCUGGUUCACCUGUGCACUGUGCCCUCAGAGAAGGGGCUGGACACGCAGAGCUUCAAAUGUGCAGGGUGUCCUCAGCAGAUCGGCCCGUCCCGUGGCAGAGCCCGGUUGUGUCACUUCUCAGGGCAGCACUACUGUGACUCCUGUCACCGUGGCGACACCACCAUCAUCCCGUCACGCAUGGUGCACAACUGGGACCUGACGAGACGAGAGGUGUCUAAGAAGGCCAUGCACCUGCUGGCUCAGGUGGGGCAGGAGCCUCUGCUGAACCUGGAGCAGCUGAACCCUGAGCUGGUGACGCAUUCAGAGUCCAUGUCUCAGGCCCACAGCCUGCGGCAGAGGCUCCGUCUGCUGGGCGACUACCUGCUCACCUGCCGCAGCGGAGCCUGCAAGAAACUCCAAGCCAGAAUGAAGCAGCGGACGUACUUGUUGGAGUCGAGCCAUCUAUACAGUGUCAUGGAUCUACGGCAGAUAGCGGAGGGCGAAUACGCAGCCUACCUGAUGACACUGUGCCAGUCCGCCUCCAACCACGUGUUCCACUGCGACCUGUGCACCCAGCGUGGCUUCAUCUGUCAGAUCUGCCGCACUGAUGACAUCAUCUUCCCCUUUCAGUUCGACAGCACCACCAGGUGUAAAGAUUGUAAGACCGUGUUCCACCUCACCUGCAAGGCUCCCGGGGACCCGUGUCCUCGCUGUCAGCGCAUGAGGAAAUACCUGGAGAGGGAUCUGCAGGACUGAGCGUCGCACAGAGCUUUAUUCAGCAAGCUAGAAGAACCCUGAUGUGCAAAAACAAAUGACAGAACACGAAAACAAAAUCUAGCUUUUACAUGAAGUAACCUCAAGUGCAAUUAUGAGUGCACCUCGGCUGCCGAGCAGACCUUGAACCUGAAGAGGAAGGUGUGAGAGUCGCGGUGCUGCAGUAGCUCGACUCUCUCUUGCACUAAUUCAUGAUGCUGACAUGACGCAGCCAAAUGUUACUGACCAGUGACUGUAAUACCUCGCUCACCUCUCAUUCAGCCACGGUAUCAAACGAAGGACUGGACACCAGUGAAGGUUGCUGCCAAGACGUUUUUACUCUGUUGGUCUUAUCGUGUCGUUAACCAUCAUGUUUACCAGAAACGCUCUGCAGCACAUUCAUGUUCUUGUAUUUAGACAUAACACAGCAGUGACGCUGGGUACUGUACAUGCAAAAUAUCUCAAACAGCACUUGAAAUGUUCUAAUAACACAUUUUUUGAUUGUGCCUUCUUUUUAAUUUAAAAAGUCAUAUUCAUAACAUUUUUAUGGAGACAAAUAUUUACAGAGCUCGUGGAAAGUCAUUCUGUUCUGUGAAAACAUAAAUACGAUUGUGUUAAAAACAACAGACACAAUCACCUGUCGCUUGUAGCCACUUUUAAUGUUGCUAACACUAGCUAGUAAGACUUAAUGUUGCUAAUGCUAGAUAGCCAAAGUUUACGUUGCUAACAUUAGCCGGCGAAAACUAAAGUAGCUGAUGUUAGGUGGCGAAAGUUCACGUUGCUAAUUCUAGCCAGCAAACAGUAAUGUUGCUAAAGCUAGCGAGCAAAAGUUGAAUGCUAGCUAAUGUUAAAGUUGCCAAAACACAGAAACACAGAUUCCACGUGACGUCAGACCCGACAAACACUUUUAAAUUAUUGAUUCACAAUCAUAAUAGAGGUUGUUUUUUUUUAAAUGAUUUGUUUGUAUAAAAAUGUUAUUACUGACCUUUAAGCUUUACACUAUUUUCCUCUUUCCUCUUGGUUUGUCUUUAAUUCAGGGGCAGAAAGCAUCAUGAAGGCGGUUUCUUUUCAUUUGCCAUGACUAAAGAUUAAUUAUGUUGCUGGUUUGUGUGAAGGCAUGAAAAAAACAAGCUGCCAAGAAGACUUUGUGGAAUGUUAAUACAUAUAUACAUAUAAAUCUUAAAAAGAGAUGUUGAUAUGUGUGAUUUGAACUAAAACUUGAGGGCAGAUUCAAAGUCAAACAUCCUUUUCGCUGCUGGUGUGGAGAGCGACGCUUGAUCAUAAACGUGUGGCAGAAACAUUAAAAACAUUUUGGGUAAAAUUACAGAUCCUGAAGUCAAAACAUAUAUUGCAUAUUUGCACGCAGCUACGACUGUUAAAUCGAUUUUUCUCCUGUAGCACAUGAAAUUUACACCUUAACUAACAAACAGUCUUGUAUUGCUGACAUUUUCUUUUCUCUUUUAGUUUCAUCUUUGAUCAUUUGUCUCUGAUGCUGAGUUGAACUCGCAGAAUUAACAUGUAACAAGGAAGAAAAGGUUUACUUAUCAUAUGCAGAACAUAUCACAUGCAACAGCUGUUAUUCCUGGUUUGUAUUUUUUUUUAUUGUCAUCUCAUUUAUUAUCUAUGAUGUGUAGAUAAAGAAUAUUAAAUAAAUGUCAGUGUGUCACUUCUGGAAUCUCUUCUGUUGUCGGCACAAUUUGGUUAUUGGACCAUUUAAUAUUA